CCCUUCCUACUCCACUCUCAUCAAUCCUCUCUCUCCUUCCCUCUCCCCCUUCUGGCCUUCUCUCUCCCCUCUCCAUCAUCCUCUGUCUUCAGCAUCCAAUGCCUCUCUAAACCCUUGAACCCAUUCCUCCUACACCACCUCAUAGCAACCCAUUUCUCUCUCUCUCUCUCUCUCUCUCUCUCUCUCUCUCUCUCUCUACAGCUCCUUCCAAAGAUGAAAAUCCAUCUGGGUUUUAACCUCUUACUCAUUUGCCUCAUUGGGUUUUCUUCAAUCUUCACGUUUGGAGUAGUAUCCCAAACCAACCCAGCUGAUGCUGAAGCCAUGUUAUCUCUCAAGAACAGCUUAAACCCACCCGAUACUCUCGGGUGGUCCGACCCGGAUCCGUGCAAGUGGAGCCACGUGGACUGCUCAAAUGACAACCGGGUAACCCGGAUCCAAAUCGGGCGCCAGAACCUCCAAGGUAAUCUCCCUCCAACCCUCUCAAACCUCACUGAGUUGCAGCGGUUAGAGCUCCAAUGGAACAACUUAACGGGUCCUUUGCCUAGCUUAAACGGGUUGAGCUCAUUACAAGUGUUAAUGCUUGCUAAUAACAUGUUUACUUCAAUCCCUAGUGAUUUCUUUAUGGGUUUGUCAGCACUUCAAUCUGUUGACAUUGGUAAUAACCCAUUUUCCGCUUGGGAAAUCCCACGAAGUAUGUUGAAUGCUUCCUCCCUCCAGAAUUUCUCUGCGAAUUCGGCGAAUAUAACUGGAGAAAUACCGGCCUUUUUGGGGCCUGAUGGGUUUCCCAGCAUGGUUAAUUUGCAUUUGGCUUUCAAUGGGUUAGAAGGGGGAUUGCCAGCGGCUUUUUCCGGGUCGCAAAUCGAGUCUUUGUGGGUCAAUGGGCAGGGGCUAAGUGGUGGGAUUGAGGUUAUUGGAAACAUGACAUUGUUGAAGGAGGUUUGGUUGCAUUCCAAUUCAUUUUCCGGUCCAUUGCCCGAUUUUUCGAGGUUAAAGGGGUUGGAAGUCUUGAGUUUAAGGGAUAACUCAUUCACGGGUCCUGUACCGGUUUCUUUGGUGAAUCUUGGGUCAUUACAAGUUGUCAAUUUGACCAAUAAUUUUUUACAAGGACCAAUGCCCAAGUUUAAUGACUCAGUUGCAGUGGAUAUGGGAGUGGAUAGUAAUAGCUUUUGUUUGCCUCAACCCGGUGAUUGUGACCUGAGAGUGAAUACUUUGAUUUCCAUUGUGAAAUCCAUGGACUACCCGGUUAAGUUUGCUGAGAGUUGGAAGGGAAAUGAUCCUUGUGCGGAUUGGUUUGGGAUUACUUGUAAUGGUGGGAACAUUACCAUUGUUAAUUUUCAGAAUAUGGGUCUAAAUGGCACCAUUUCUCCUGAAUUUGCCUCGAUUAAAUCGUUGCAAAGAUUGAUUCUUGCGGAUAAUAAUCUCACCGGUACUAUUCCAGAAGAGCUUACCACUCUGCCUGCGCUUAGUGAAAUUGAUUUGGAAAAUAACAACCUUUACGGAAAGGUACCAGCAUUUAAGAGUAAUGUGAUAAUGAAUACACAUGGUAACCCGGAUAUUGGAAAGGAGAACAGUAAUUCUUCAUCUUCAGGUGUGUUGCCAAAUGGUGGAAAUAAUGGCAGUUCUAAAAGUGGUCAGAAAUCUAGGCAUUGGAUCGGAAUUCUGGUAUUUUCGCUAAUUGUGGGACUCAUUUUGAUUUUCUUGAUUGGUUUGGCUGCUUUCUGUUGGUACAACAAGAAGCAAAAGAGGUUUACGAGAGUACAAAGCCCUAAUGCAAUGGUUGUCCAUCCCCAAUCAUUUUCUGAUAACGAGGGUGUGAAAAUCACAGUUGCUGGAUCAAGUGUUAGUGUGGGUGCAGUUAGUGAGACCCACACUGUUCCAAGCAGUGAGACCAGUGACAUCCAAAUGGUCGAGGCUGGUAAUAUGGUAAUUUCAAUCCAAGUCCUGAGAAACGUGACAAACAAUUUCAGUCAAGACAAUAUCUUAGGACAAGGAGGAUUUGGGACGGUCUACAAAGGGGAGUUACACGAUGGAACGAAAAUUGCAGUGAAAAGAAUGGAGUCCGGGGUAAUUGCGGGAAAAGGGUUGGCGGAGUUUAAGUCUGAAAUUGCUGUUUUGACCAAGGUUCGACACAGGCACCUUGUCGCUCUUCUUGGUUACUGUUUGGACGGGAAUGAAAGGUUACUUGUAUAUGAGUACAUGCCUCAAGGGACACUUAGUAGGCAUGUGUUCAAUUGGGCUGAAGAGGGGUUGAAACCAUUGGAAUGGACACAAAGAUUGACACUGGCUUUGGAUGUGGCAAGGGGUGUGGAGUACCUCCACAGUUUGGCUCAUCAAAGCUUUAUACACAGAGACUUAAAGCCCUCUAACAUUCUUCUUGGGGAUGAUAUGAGGGCUAAGGUUGCGGAUUUUGGUCUUGUUCGUCUUGCUCCCGAGGGAAAAGGCUCUAUUGAAACAAGGAUUGCUGGAACUUUUGGAUAUCUUGCACCAGAAUAUGCAGUGACGGGGCGAGUGACUACCAAAGUCGAUGUCUACAGUUUUGGUGUGAUUCUAAUGGAGCUAAUCACCGGAAGAAAAGCACUCGAUGAGAGCCAACCGGAGGAAAGCAUGCACCUUGUGACAUGGUUCCGAAGAGUGCAUCUAAACAAGGACACAUUCCGAAAGGCCAUAGACCCCUCAAUCGACCUCACCGAAGAAACCCUAGCCAGCAUCAGCACCGUCGCUGAGCUGGCAGGCCACUGCUGCGCAAGGGAGCCCUAUCAGAGACCCGACAUGGGCCACGCAGUGAACGUGCUCUCAUCCUUGGUGGAACUCUGGAAACCGUCGGACCAAAGCUCAGAGGAUGUUUACGGAAUUGAUUUUGAGAUGUCUUUGCCACAAGCUCUGAAGAAGUGGCAAGAUUUUGAAGGAAGAAGUCAUUUAGAUUCUUCUUCUUCUUCGUUCCCACCGAGCUUGGAUAAUACUCAGACGAGUAUCCCAACUCGGCCUUAUGGAUUCGCGGAAUCGUUUACCUCUUCCGAUGGUAGGUGAUGAGAAGUUUGGGUAUAGUUUUUGGUGUUGAUUAUGGUGGGUUUUUCUUUUCUUGGUUUGUUUGUUUUGUUACUUCUAUUUGCAUCACUCUUUGGCUGUAAUCUAUGCUAGUUUUUUCUUCUUUUCUCUUUCGGCCUGCUUUUUGGUACUCUAAUUUGUUCAGGAUUUCACUGCUGUAGUUUGGAUACUUUUCACAUGGUUUUUUAUGCAAUGGGAAGAGGAUCACAUGAAAAGAAGGUGGUGAUGUUUCUGUUUUUGCCA
Molecule: messenger RNA, 3288 nt
Organism: Rhododendron vialii
Lineage: Eukaryota; Viridiplantae; Streptophyta; Magnoliopsida; Ericales; Ericaceae
Product: receptor protein kinase TMK1
Exons: 2
Coding region: 214-3027 (937 amino acids)
Biological process (GO): protein phosphorylation
Molecular function (GO): protein kinase activity; protein binding; ATP binding
Source: RefSeq, a predicted model, not a curated record